UAUAAACCAUCUCUCUCUCUCUCUCUCUCUCUGCAGCUCUCUCUCUAUCUCACACACACACACACGCAGAAAUUUGCAUUGAUAAGAAAACACACAAAGAAACACAGACAGUAUGGGCAACUGCCUAAGGCGCCAAUCAUCAAAGGUAGAGGCAAAUGAUGAUGACUAUGGCUCUGUCUCGGUGUCUUCAAAGAUAUGUAUGGUAGAAAAGCAAAGUACCCCUGACAUGGGUGAAGGUGGUGUUUUCUCAUCCUCAUCAUCUCCAACUUCUAACAGAGAGAUUAAGAUCAAGACGACCAAGAAACAGCUACAAGAAUUCCUCAAAACAGUAAACGUACAUGGCAUGCCUGCAGACCAAGUCUUGUCUCUCUUGAUCAACACUACUGGUGAUUGUUUCGAGAUUCACCAUCAACGCCCAUGGAGGCCUUGCCUUCAAAGUAUUCCCGAGAUGAACUAAAAAUAGAUGGUCAUGAUCAGUUCAUGGUUAUCAAUCAGAGACUUAGCUUCUCGUGUGUGAUCUCCUCCACUAUAGCUUUUUUCUUCUAUUCUUCUUGAUAUAUCAAUUACCGUAAAUUCAAAUGGAACUCAUUGUUUAUAAAUGAAUCUUGAUUAUUAUGUGGUAUCUGAUCUAUUAAAGAGAGAAAUGUAUUAGGGCGGAUCUAAAUCUUUACCUACUAUGCAUUUUUUUGUUGUUGUCCUGUAGCUAGGAAGACUGGGUUAUAGAAAUUGAAUUUGUUGUUGUACAUAGAAAAUAGGUUGAUUUGAAUAUUAUGUAUGUACCGUUCAGUUGAUUAAUGUACAGAUUCUAGAUAUUUAGAAAAGUACAAAUUUUACCCAGCAAAUAGA
Ilex paraguariensis (yerba mate) is the source of this 846-nucleotide messenger RNA. The record is from the annotation of a GenBank genome assembly. Lineage: Eukaryota; Viridiplantae; Streptophyta; Magnoliopsida; Aquifoliales; Aquifoliaceae.